AUGUCAUNAUAUACGACCCAAUUAUUAAGUGAUGGGAAGCGUUGGAACGCAGCCCUCAAGUGGACAUUCAUAGCCACCAAAGACUUUGACGGCAAACAACUGACGUGUCGUUCAGAAAACGCGGCACUAAAACAGCCUAAAUAUACAGACAUUAAGGUUGAGGUGAAAUACGCGCCCGAAGUGCACAUCAGAGCCGACACUAUUCAACAACAGAUCGGCGAAGACAUUGUCCUCUACUGUGAGGCGAACGGAAACCCCAAUCAAGUGGUGUAUAAGUGGUUCCGAAACGAAGAACAGGUGACCGGAGAUCACGGCUCGCGUCUAGUCCUCAAUAAAGUCACUAAAGAUAUGAACGGAAUUGUCAUGAGUUGUGAGGCGUCUAACAGUGUGGGCACCGGUCGGGGAAAGUGGACACUCGAUGUGGUGUACGGACCGUACUUUAGGACACCUUUGGACCCAUUCAUCGGCGCAGAGACGGCACAGGACUUGACCCUCAAGUGUGAUGUCGACGGCAAUCCUCGACCCAACAUAACAUGGCUUAUGGUUGGCAGCAGUCAUGUGGUCAGCACUGGACCCGAACUCAUGAUCCGAGACAUGAGUGCCGACAGAGAGGGCCGGUAUAUGUGUCGCGCGUCUGUCAAAGGAUUCCCAGAGAUUUCUGCACAAAGUCUCGUCUUUAUUAAAGGUCCGCCGCGUAUAAGACGUCCAUACGUUCAGUACGGUAUGGAUGGACAGGCAGUUAACGUGGAAUGCAUUAUAGACUCCAUUCCGACGCCGACCAAGAUUUUAUGGUUUCAUAAUUCACGGUUUGUGGACAUCGAUAACAACGAUGGAUACGAGUUGAUUGAAGAGCCCAUUUACUCCAAUAGUACCCGAUAUAACUUUAGAUCUAUGCUUGUUAUCAGACGUGCCAAAAAA
Molecule: messenger RNA, 918 nt
Organism: Medioppia subpectinata
Lineage: Eukaryota; Metazoa; Arthropoda; Arachnida; Sarcoptiformes; Oppiidae
Source: the annotation of a GenBank genome assembly